UUUGCUGCUUACGGCUGGUUUAAUAACUUCAACUGGAUAUGCGAACCUAUGGAUUUUUCGAAUGAUGAUGCUGCUGUCAAAAUGCUUGAAGCGUUUUACGUCUACUAUAUAUCAAAAUUCAUUGAAUUUCUAGACACAAUAUUUUUUGUUCUUCGGAAAAAGAAUUCUCAAAUUACAUUUUUGCAUCUAUUUCAUCACGCGAUUAUGCCAAUUACAACUUGGCAUUUCGUUAAAUAUGGUUGUGGAGGUUAUGUAACAGUUUUACCAUUAACUAAUACUUUUGCACACAUUGUGAUGUACUCUUAUUAUCUCUUGUCUUCCCUUGGUCCUUCAGUUCAGAAGUAUAUCUGGUGGAAAAGACACGUGACAAACGUACAGAUGAUCCAGUUCAUAGUGAUAAUGGCAGCGACUGGAUUGGCGAUGAUAAUACGCCCCGAAAAUUGCAAUCUGAGAUUUUUUACAGCUAUAUUUGGAUUCCUGCACGGACUUGUUUUCUUUUGUCUUUUUACCCCUUUCUACAUCAAUCAAUACAUGAAAAAGAAGGAAACGAAGUGAAGUAUAACACCUAGGUACAAAUUGCAACUUUCUUUUUUAGUGUAUAAAAAAUUAGAAUUGAAAUAAAAAGAAAUAAAUAAAAAUAUUUAUUUAUUGUA
Molecule: messenger RNA, 653 nt
Organism: Parasteatoda tepidariorum (common house spider)
Lineage: Eukaryota; Metazoa; Arthropoda; Arachnida; Araneae; Theridiidae
Source: RefSeq, a predicted model, not a curated record